Pomacea canaliculata is the source of this 3197-nucleotide messenger RNA. RefSeq lists its product as uncharacterized. The transcript is spliced from 3 exons. The record is from RefSeq and is a predicted model, not a curated record. The coding region runs from base 30 to 1190 and encodes 386 amino acids. Lineage: Eukaryota; Metazoa; Mollusca; Gastropoda; Architaenioglossa; Ampullariidae.
CCAGAGCCAACAAUAAACCUGUUCAAGCUAUGGUAGCCAGCAACAGACCUGUUGAGGCUAUGGGAGUAACUGUGCCAAUGCUAGAUGUAUAUGAGCAGUUACAACAGAAAGGGUACAAACCUAUUCUUCCUCGCCCUGUCAGUGUCACUCCUGUUAUGGCCAUCACACCUGUUGGACCCACUAUGUGGCAAAAUGAACCAUCUGCAAAGGGCCCAUGUGGAAUCGCUGUGCAGUCUGGUCUAUCUACAGUUAAUGGGAACACCAGUAUAGGAGCAACAGUAAGUGCAGCACCUUUGGUCACAGCCAGAAGCAAUGAGUUUCGAGAGGUUGGCAUAUCCUUCCAUGUGCCCUCUUUACCGGGAGCAAGAUCACAGCAACAGCUUCAGCUACAAAUUCCACAGCAACAGCAGCAAGUUCCCUAUCCUACCAUCAUUACGAAUCAGCUUAAUCGUCUCACUGUUCAUGGUGAUGUUCAUGUUUCAGCAGAUACUGGAAAUCCUCCUGCACUGGCUUUUCAGGAUCAUGGGAAUUCCUUUGAAAGGGAGAAGCCAGCAGAGGGCAGGAGAGGGAUGUGUGCUUUUGGUGGUGGUCUCAUGUCUAACACAACCAUCACAUCUGCAUCAGCACCAAAUGUUGGCCUAUCGAGGGACAAGGUUCUGUCCUUGAAGCAGCCAGGAACUGCCUUGUCUUCAGAGUUGUUGGUACCACUCGCAGGACUGGCUGAUCAGGGUGCAUCAUGCAUUGGAAGUUCAGCUACUGCCCACUUUCAGGGAACACAGGUACCAGCAACCUUAUUGUCAGAUGGUCUGUUACCAAUAACCACCAGUACCACCACUGGAAAUGCAGUUGUUGUUCAAGCCAGAACUGCAGCUGAAAUAUCGGCAAUUUUACGCAGUGCAACUCCACAACAGGCCCAAGUCUCAGUGUCACAUCGGCCUUUGUCUGCUGAAUCCCCAAGCACAGUUCAAGCAGCUCACACCCUUGCGUCUAUUGCUGUAGUUGGAGCCAUGGGGCACGCAGAAAACAGGCAAGGCACCAAUGAUACUGUGACAAGACCAACAGAACAUGGCGUAAAACGCAAUCUCUGUGCAUCUACAGGACCAGUGCAGAAAAAGGCUCGAUACAACCUGGACAAAUUAAAACACAUGGAUGUGGACAAGUUUCUGUCAGAGGUCGUGCAUAAAAAAUGAUCCUCUAUGGAAUCUUACGAGACAUCAAGUGUCAACUGCUAGAAAUGCUUAUUCUGAGAGUUCAGAGGACAAGUAUUUCGCAUUAUGUAGUGUGACCAUAGUAAUGUCUGCAGACUUUUCAUCUCUAAUUAUGAACACAGACACCUGUUUGCUAAAUUCAACAUAAGCAGAAGAUACUUGGUGAUGAAGGCCACGACAUCUUCUGUCCUCAGUACUUUAUGGCUGGCACUUAUGAUUCUCAAUUGAUCCAGCAAGUGGCAUGGGUGUGAUUAGUGCAAAAUGGUGAUAAAAGGACACCAACGUGUACUUAAAUUAUGCAUAUGCAAAAUGUGCCAAAAAGAGGUACCGACAAGAUUGUUAAAGUAUUGAAUAGUGUGUGGCUUUUAAUCUAAAGCAAUACAGGUCUUUAUAGUAUGUGGCUCAAGUCCUUCUAAAACAGAUGAUGUAGAAUAUUGCCAAAUAUAUAACCAAUUUGACUAACUUAUUAUGGAGUAAUGGAUGGCAUGCCAGGCUGUGUCCAUCUGAAAACUGUAAGGUAAGACUGUAAUCAAAUGGUGUGAAAUUCCUGAAUGCAGCUGAAUGUUGAAUGAAUGAUGGUCUGUCACUCACUCACCUGUAGCUUAUAAGGACAGUUACACUUCAUUCCCAGGUAAGCACAUGCACUGAUAAAACACUCUCUUUAUUUGCAGCAUCAACCAUCCUUUAAUUUCUGCUCCCCGGCAUACAUGCUUUUUUUCCAGUUUUUCUGUGAACCUACUGACACUGUUCUGGUAGCUAGCCCAGGUAGAGAUCGUGAAAGUCUACUUGAUUGAAAUGGCUUGAAGGGUAGUGUGCAGUACAACUCUGAUUAGCACUGAAAAUAUAAGCUUGACAUUUACACAUAGAUUUUAAGUGUUUUUCACUUGUUUUGUAUUUGCUGAUGCCAGGUUUAAAAAAUUUAGUGUGGAGAAAGGGUUAACAGAGUUAAUCCAUGGUUUUUUCGUGUAUAGCAUUCAAGCAAAUGGACUAUUAUUUUAACCUUGUUUUCUUGCAAUGGCUUCUUACAAGCUGUUAAGUAGCUGAAGGGAGUUUUCUUUUUGCAUUUGAUACGAGUGUACAUGCAUUAGGUAUUGGUCAGUCCAGUUUGCAGAUGGAGUAGAAUGGUUAUGGGAGUUCAGUUUAAAAGGAGGAAAUUGUCUUGCUUAUGCUACUACUGAGAGUUAAUCUUUCUUGGUGGUUAUUUUCUGUCGAGUACAUGAGGAUUUUUCCAGUGGCCAGACUCUAUGUACUAGUAUUAAUCAUCCUUGAUUUUCAGGAGGCUAAAGUUCACUUAAGUUGACUGCCUAUGCAAGUUUUCUUGCACGAUAUACAUGUGCUCCAGUCCAACUUACGGGAGUUUUUGGUAUUAGAUCAGCUGUUUGGGUGAACACCUCCUAGUGAUCUAGGGAUGAUUUAAUCUAAAUACCUAAAACUAUUUCCAAGUGAUUUGCUUUGAUCACACAUUCCUAAUGAUUUUGUAGUUCUGCAGCACAAAAUCUGUGAACAGAUGCUAUAUUGACGAUUGAAUUUAGUUUUUUUAGGCAAAUGUUUCAGAGUCGUGUGAAGUGUGGUCAUUGUGAGCUUUAUCUCUCAAAAAGAAUGACAUUGAAUAACAUUAGGAACUGCUCUAAUGCCUUUGGUUACUGUCUGAAUGCUAUAAUGAGAGAUUCUGUGGCCAAAACAAAGUCUUUAUCAAAGUUUUUUCUCCCUUCCCUCAUGAUUCCCAUGAACUUGUGAAUUUUCCACUGUGAUGCAUUUCUUAUUCAAGUCCUGGCUUGUUUUGACAUCCAGUUACUUUGUCAUCAUUCACUACAAUGUGUUGCAUUUACAAACAUGUAUAUAAUUGCUGUAAUGCCCAUUCUGUUGCUGAAAAUGUCAAGUUAAUCAAUCAUAUUUGUUCAAAAUAAUCAAGAUGAAUGUUUCUUGAUCCAGUUAUUUGUUGACACUGCAUUCUUAUAAAUCUUAUUAAAAAGGUUUCUUCUUUUUUCA